This is a messenger RNA of Moneuplotes crassus, 1656 nucleotides long. Lineage: Eukaryota; Ciliophora; Spirotrichea; Euplotida; Euplotidae. The record is from the annotation of a GenBank genome assembly.
GAUUUGAUCGUAUUGAUGCUGAGACAGUCACCAAAAUCAUCAAAUAUUUCCAGAGAGGAGAAGACCUAAGGCGAGUGAAUUCUGGAAAGAUCUUUCGUACUGCCCUCUCCCACUCGAGAACAAGCAAAGCUGUUGGAUAAACUGAUUGAAACUUCGUGACCAUCAGCUCAAAGAGCUCCAGAAAGCUGAAAUGAGAAACAGCAAGAAAGACCUUGAAAUCGCAGAGGAGAACAAGAAACUCAAAUCUGAGAUGGAUAGGCUUGCCAUAGCUGUCGACCAGAUCAUGAAAGAGAAGGGGAUCAACCUUGAUUAUACCCGAACCUCUCCAGCCAAAAUACACAAAUUUCAAGAUGAAGUGGAAUAUCUUGAAGAACUGCUUAAAGAGAAGGAUCAUACCAUUGCUCAGCUUGAGCAUGACCUCAAGAAUUUCAGAAGCGAAGGAGCUAACAAAGAGAAUAGAGUUGUCAAUGCAGAAGACAAUUUAUAUAAAAGAUCCAAACCUCAAGCCAAGAAUGAACAGAGAGUGCUCGAAGAUCGCAUGAUGGAGUUAUAGAUGCUAUAAUCCAUAGAAUCGAGUCCACUAUUUAUGCUUUUGAAACCAAACGAACUUUGCAUGAUGAGGACACCCAUCGCCAAUUUGAUACGAUAGAAUCAUCUUAUGGAACUUAUCCAGAUGCUUUGAAGAAUUUCUGUAAGCGACUUCAAACUUCUGAAAAGAGUCUCGACAAAAUCAUUUCUAUUUGCUUGACUAAAGAGAAGACUGAAAGUCCUUGCAACAAAACUUUAGAAAGAUCAUCUCCGAACAAAUCCUUUACCUGAACAGAUCUCGCUCUUGAAAGAGAGGCUGAGCAGUUCCUCUCAAGAGCACACCAGAAAUAUCAAGAUUUCUUUGACCAGCCAGAUGCUGAGAAAAAAGACUGUAUUUUCAAAGAGCUCUACAAUAUCAACCACCAGCUAGUGAAGCUUCUCCAAAAAUCAGAAGAUAGAGUUGAAGCAGAGGCUAGCAAAGCUCAGAGGAACAAGAGAGCCCUUGAUGAUGUCAUGAUAGCGAUUCAGCAAGAAGAUAGUAAGGAAGUGCUCCAAGAAAUUAGAAGCAUCAGUCAGACUCUUCUAGCUGAAAAUGACCAGCUGGUUAGAGAGGUUAUUGAACUCAGAAAUGAUCUGAGUAGGGCUAAGCAACAGGACCAAGAUACUGAUAAGUUGAGUUGAUAUAAAGAGCAAAUUGACUUGCUUGAGAAGAAGAAUCAACUUCUGACACAAAAACUAAAAAGUAUGGAGGGUGAUCUCCAGAAUGCACACAACAUCUUGCCUCUGCAAACUACUGCUACAGGCAUCAAACAAAGGUUCGAAGAAACCAAUGCUUCUCUUGAGCGGGCAUUCGAACGGAUCUGCAUCCUAGAAUCUGAGAACAACGAACUAAUGGACUCAGUAAAUUCUGCUAAAUCUGAAAAGGCCAAGCUCCAAACAGAAUUCGACUCUAGACUCCAAGUAUUCGAGAAAAUGCAGGAACAGAGGAGAAACCUGGAGCUUGAGAAGUCAAGCAUCCGUGAGACUCUCCGCACAAACAAGGAACAGAUGGAAGAUAUCAAGAACGAGAAGAAGGACAUCCAGAGGAGGAUGGACCAGCUCGCUCAGGAAAAGAAGAUUUCCAGUUAA